Mollisia scopiformis is the source of this 630-nucleotide messenger RNA. RefSeq names its product spermine synthase. Gene Ontology annotation, molecular function: spermidine synthase activity. NCBI's taxonomy places the organism in Eukaryota, Fungi, Ascomycota, Leotiomycetes, Helotiales, Mollisiaceae. The transcript has 4 exons. The record is from RefSeq and is a predicted model, not a curated record. Gene Ontology annotation, biological process: spermidine biosynthetic process. Bases 1 to 630 code for a protein of 209 amino acids. Gene Ontology annotation, cellular component: cytosol.
AUGUCAUUCUCUUCGAUUAAGAAUAUGUUGGAAAUCAUCCACCCUACUAUCAAAGAUGGCUGGUUCCAUGAGAUCUCCGAGAUGUGGCCUGGCCAGGCCAUGACUCUCAAAGUCAAGAAGAUCCUCCACCACGAGAAGUCUAAGUAUCAGGAUAUCUUGAUAUUUGAAUCCACCAACUAUGGUGUUGUCCUCGUUCUCGAUAAUGUCAUCCAAUGCACGCAGCGUGAUGAGUUCGCAUACCAGGAGAUGAUUACACACUUGGCUCUAAAUAGCCACCCUAAUCCAAAGAAAGUCUUGGUUAUUGGUGGUGGUGAUGGGGGUGUGUUGCGCGAGGUUCUUAAGCACGAUUGCAUCGAGGAGGCUAUUUUGUGUGAUAUUGAUGAGGCUAUUAUCCGCCUCUCUAAGCAAUACCUCGUUGGCAUGUCCGUCUCAUAUAGACACCCCAAAGUCAAGGUCUACGUCAGAGACGGCUUUAGGUUCCUCGAAAGCUAUAAGGACGAGUUUGAUGUUAUUAUCACCGAUUCUUCUGACCCUGAGGGGCCAGCUGAGAGCUUGUUCCAGAAGCCAUACUUUAAGCUUCUUUUCGAAGCUCUGAAGGAGGGUGGCAUUAUUGCUACACAAGAAUAUUAA